GAGUGGCACUUCCGGCCGGCUCUGGAAGCGGGGCUGGGGUCGGGAUCGUAUGGGGUUAUGGCGACGCACGCGGUGGCCAACGAACGGUUGCGCGCGCUGGAGGAGCUGGAGCGCGAGAUCGGCGCCUCGCUGCAGAGCGCAGGCAACGUGAUCCUGGAGCUGUCGAAGGAGAAGGCGAACGAGCGGGCGCUGGAGCGCCAGGCCGCCCAGUUCAGCGCCGCGGUGCAGAAGGUGGAGGCGGAGCUCUCUGCCCAGAUCCGCUAUCUCACCCAGGUGGCGACAGGGCAACCGCACGAGGGCUCGAGUUACUCAGCUGGCAAGGACUGCCAGCUGGCCCUCAACCGUGUGGACUAUGCCCGCCUCAAGCUGGGCGAGCUGGCCCGCACCUGUGAGCAGAUGCUGGAGCCCUGAUGUGGUUCGGCACGCUAUGGACAUGCUCUGGCAUGCCACAGACAUGCUAUGACACACUACAGCCCCAGCGCAGCUUUCUCAGGUGUUGGAGCGCGCAGGAUCGUGUGACCACAGGGGAUUGUGGGGGUGCCAGGACAUGCUGUGACACGCUGCUGCCUGGGAGCAGCUUACUCAGGUCCUGAGGAAGUGAUGACGUAAGGAAUAUGCAAUGUAAACAGUGAUGUAAAGAAUAUGUGGGCCCAGGAACCCAGAAUAUGCUAUGACAUGCCAAGGAUGCUGCCUCCACCAGACUUCAACCAGCACUAUUGGUGGGGGCUGUUGGUCAUGCCUCCCCACCCCACCAGACCUUUUUGUAUAUAUUUGGGGGGGCCCAAAGGAGACACUCCCCACCACUUCUGUAGGUUCCCCCCCAUAUAUAGGCAUAAUAUAGGGCUAUUGAUGAAAAUCCUAAUCAGAUCAUCAUGUGGGGAAGGAGAGAUGUAUGCUGUAUGUACACAGGCGCACACACACACACACACACUUUGCAUGGGAGGGGAACCCCUCCCCUCCAGGUCCUGGAUACCUGGGUUCUCCGUGUCUGUUGGGUGGGAGGAGAUCUUGGGAGUCACUGUACGGGGUGGGGGCAAUGGCUCCUGUGGAAGUCACUGUGAGGGGGGUCAUCUUCUGGGUCUGGGGACCACUGUGUUGGGGCAGGUACCGGCCCCGGUAAUGAAAUACAUGGCCCCA
Molecule: messenger RNA, 1137 nt
Organism: Alligator sinensis (Chinese alligator)
Lineage: Eukaryota; Metazoa; Chordata; Crocodylia; Alligatoridae
Gene: MED11
Product: mediator complex subunit 11
Exons: 3
Coding region: 58-411 (117 amino acids)
Biological process (GO): regulation of transcription by RNA polymerase II
Cellular component (GO): mediator complex
Molecular function (GO): transcription coregulator activity
Source: RefSeq, a predicted model, not a curated record